Papaver somniferum (opium poppy) is the source of this 1374-nucleotide messenger RNA. RefSeq lists its product as uncharacterized. The transcript is spliced from 3 exons. Lineage: Eukaryota; Viridiplantae; Streptophyta; Magnoliopsida; Ranunculales; Papaveraceae. Bases 51 to 1304 code for a protein of 417 amino acids. The record is from RefSeq and is a predicted model, not a curated record.
GUUUUUGAGGUGCAUUAGUCCGGUUUCAAACUCGAAAAAAAAAAGAAGGUAUGCAUGGUAGGAAAAGAUCUUCUUUGGGACGAUGGGCAAGGUUUUACUUCACAGUGCCAAGACAGUGCUUAUUUAUUGAAGCUGUUCUAAUAAUUAAGUCAGUGGUUGAGACAGCAGAGCUGAGUAUGCUGUUGACAUACUACUUGGGAGAAAUUUGGAACGAAAAGAUGAUAGUUACAGUAGCAAGCUGGAUUAUCAUCUUGGAAAGGAGGAGUAAUAUCGUUUCAAUCGUAGCUACUUCUAUCAAAAACCGAAUCGGCUGUAGCACUGCGGCGAUUAUAUCUUGUUCUUCCUAUACAGCGGGUAUAAUCCUUCUGCUCCAGGCAACCAUAUCAUGGGAUUCAGAGCUCAGCACCUACAUAUUCUCACGAGCUCAACAGAUUUUGUCCAAUUACCAUCAUACCUCAUGGGAGGUGCGAAAUAUGCUGUUUGAUUACCACCAAACCUCAAAAUGUGUUCGAAAGAUAUUUUCCGACUACCAGCAAACCUCACGAGGUUUUACACUUAGCUUUGGUGAUAUAUUUUCAAGUGUCCGGAAGAUGUUUGACUACCACAACUUGUACCUGGGACUGGUUCUACUAGGACUAGGCAAGGCUGGUUUCAGCUCCUCUUGUAUCGAAGAUUGUUUGGAAAACCAACUGGCCAAAGCGCAAAUCAGUAACAAGGAUGACAUGAAGAGAGACAACGUGAUUCGUAAAAUGAUUUCUCUGGCGAAGUGUCAAAUCAUAGGGUUUACUUUGGGAAGUUUCUUGAGUGCAGCUCUUAACAACGACGAUUGGGUUACCUUUUUCCAGAUUUCUGCCUUUCUCAUGGGACAUGCGCUUCUGUUUCUUUUGUUUUCCAUAGUGGCAGAACUGGACAUUGAUCGUAAAGAGGUAAAAUAUCUGCAGAAUGGGCUCCUACUUUCGGCGUUGCUCCUAAUAUUUUGUUUCACCUUGCCAAUUAGUUUCAAGUACUGGAACAACAUGAGCAGUGUUGUGGGUGGUGGUGAUUAUCAAGCAAACAACCAAGUGGUUAACCUGACAAACCAAUGUGCAGCUGACUCAUGGUCAACCCCAACAAGAAUCCGUCUAUACGACAUCAAACCUACUACACCCAUUAGAGUGGAAGGAACAGGCACAACCCCGUUGAAACCAUUAGUUCAGCAGUACACAAAGGAGUUCAAUAUAAACGCGCCUACAGCUUUUUCAUCAACUACUAGUUUCUCUAGAAAUCUCAUGAAUAUUCAAGAAUAUCAGUUCCGACCUACUUAGUGUACAUCCAGAUAGCAUUACGUAAACUAAAGAGGGGGGAGACUUACUUGAAAAAACAUGUACACGAUUA